UUCUAAACGGCCUGAAAGUUAAGCUGAAGACUAAAAGCAACAUGGUUAUUUUUAGAGCUCUACAGGCAUAAAAAUACAGCACUAAACUGUGACCCGCAGCUAUGCACAGUAGAGCAUCACAUCAUGCGACAGACUUCACCUCAGCUGGGAGCGCAUCUGUGGUGCUUCAGACGACCGUGCUUCAUUUCAUUACCAAAGAGAUGUCUAAAUGCACUGAGGACCAGAAUUCGUAGCUGCCGGCAUCUUUUUCAAAUAGACAGAGCCACAUUCAAAAGGCAGACUAUUAUAUAAUUUGUGAAGAUUAAAUAGUAAGUUAUUUUUGUCAUUUCUUCUAGCUUACUUACAAGGUGAAUUAAUGAGAAUUCUCUCCAAAUGAAGACAUCACAACCUCAUUCCUAACAUAGAAAGUUAUUUAUUUCAAAUACAGUUUCAGUGGGUAAACAAGGACGCUCAUUCCUUCAACAGGGGACACAUCCAGGAGAACAAGAUACGCCUGAGUAAAACACACCUUCAGCACCAGUUCAAGUAAACUCUUCGGAAACAUCACGACAUCGGAUCCAACCACAUAACAGGCUAAAAAUGCCACUUUUCAGCUGGAUGAAAUGGCCAAAAUACGAUUCCUACAAACCCACACACUAUCCUGGCUCAGAUGUAGUAACAAAGACUCUACUUCGAGAAUUGAAGUGGCAUCUAAAGGAGCGAGAGAGAUUAAUACAAGAGAUUGAAAAUGAACAAAAAGUGAAAAAAACAAGUGUGGAUUACAACUGGCUGAGAAACCACCAGAAUCCCCACAUGACCAUCCCAGCUUCUGAACAAAGACAACUUGAAGCUCUUUGCUCACAAGUUCAGCCUUGUCAAACUGGAACCAUUCUCAGCAGAUUUCGAGAAGUUUUGGCAGAAAAUGAUGUACUGCCAUGGGAAAUAGUCUACAUCUUCAAGCAAGUUCUGAAAGACUUCCUAAGCAGUACGGACAAAGGCGGGCAGCAGCAAGAGGGCUUGGAAGAGCCUCGGAGCACAGCCUGCGCGGCUCGUUCUCCGACCCCAGGUGAAAGCCCCAAGAGUCCAGACAAAGAGGAAAUACCCACUAUUUCAAGUUACGUAGACAAAAACACAAAGAACAGGUUCCCGACGUUCUCACACAGAAUAUGGAACCUACCAUACUAUUACCCAUCAAGUUAAGUUACUUAUAACCAGAGGAGUUUUUAUGACCAUGUUAGUACCAGAACUCUUAACAUUAAGGAUAAGAAAAAGUGAUGUGACUUCAUGUUUCUCUUUGUUGCAAGGUCAGAAGUUAGAAUUCCCGUGGACGAAGCCUAUGUUUUAAACAGUGUUCCUUUUUUAACCUCUCUAAAAAUGCAAUGUUUUCAUUGAACAGUAUGCUCUUAACUGUUUCCUAAAUAUUUUGAAAAAAGGUUUGAAGUGUUUUCUUAUACCUCAAACACAUCUCACAGGAACUAAGGCAUUUUAUUUAAUAUGAAAUUUGACAACUUCUGUAUGAAAUUUAGAUAUUAACCCUGACUUUUAUUCUAAAAGAAAGCUAAAUAUAGAAUAAAAUAAGUGACUAAUGUGAAUCUUAUCUUUACAACAUAACACUGAAUCGUCUCCAGA
Equus caballus (horse) is the source of this 1608-nucleotide messenger RNA. NCBI's taxonomy places the organism in Eukaryota, Metazoa, Chordata, Mammalia, Perissodactyla, Equidae. The record is from RefSeq and is a predicted model, not a curated record.